Messenger RNA from Phascolarctos cinereus (koala), 7203 nucleotides. The record is from RefSeq and is a predicted model, not a curated record. NCBI's taxonomy places the organism in Eukaryota, Metazoa, Chordata, Mammalia, Diprotodontia, Phascolarctidae.
GCUCUGUAAAUGGCCAACUGUGUAGUCGUCUCCCUGCGGGAAUCACGCAACAUCUCAACCAUGAAUGACAGCCUCUGCUGAGCUUAAAUCUGCUAUUUAAGCAAGUGCCUCUCUAUCUCUACUGCUGUUACCCGAAGAGAAGAGUAACAGGGAGACCGGUGGAUUCCAACUCCUUCUCUAAAGACGGCAGUAAGAAUUUUCAGUGAUUCCUCUUCUGAAGAAGAAAAGACUUCAAACAUUGGAGCAGACAAGGAAUUCUUCUUCAGGAUUCACAUGGUGCAGCACUGAGUGGACCCACACUUCUUUCAAAGAAGAUUGCUGCAUGACAAUUUUCGCUCUCCCCCAGGCCAUCUCUGCAGCACAGUAUGGCCCCCUGUAACGAACAAUGACUGACCUUGGAGGACUGCAGAGGCCCAAAGAACAGAGCGUUAGACCCCUUUUCUAUGGUCUGGUUGCCCAUCUUCUCUUUCACAGGUGACGACUUUCAUUAGCAAACCUAGCAUUGACUAUCCUUCCCCACCUUCUCCCCUCACCCUCAACACACCAGCUUGGACCGCUCAUCGUCCUGGACACCAUGUAGUAGGGCUUCAACGGGCUGUGACGACUGAGUUGCAAUGGUUUUACACACUUCCCCAUUUCCCUGCUGCUGUCUGUCUAUUCUGCAUCGCCUUUCUUGGGCUCUGAUCUGCCCAUUUUACUGGCUUGUGGACAGACUUGUAGCCUCCUGGAUACCAACCACCAAUGAGAAGUGCCAAAGGGGCUCUCUGUGCUGGGCCCUCCGCUUCAUCUUCACCACACCCAUUUACUUGGCUCUCUGUACUCUGUCGAUACCCAGUGCCAUAUUUGGGUUUCUUUUGUGGAACCCUCUCCAGCUAUGCAGGCGGCCAUACAUCUAUUCUAGGCUGGAAGACAAGAGCCAGGCCAGUGGUACUAUACUUCUCAAUGAAUGGAAGGCCUCGGGCCCUGGGAAAAGUUUCUGUUUUGGCACUGCCAACGUCUGUCUCCUCCCUGAAUGCAUGGCAAGAGUGAACAAUCUUUCCAACACACAAGACCGGGCCAAAGAAAUUGGGCAAAGAAUCCGAAAUGGAGCCAGCAGGCCCCAGAUCAAAAUAUAUAUAGACUCCCCAACAAACACCUCCAUCAGUGCUGCGAGCUUCAGCAGUCUGGCUUCACCCCAGGGCAGCGAUGGUCCCAACAAAGCUGUCAAUGUGGGCAUCAAGAGAACAGCAUCCAUGGAGUACAAGGGCGACAAUGGAAGCCCAAACAACAGUGAAGAGAACAGGAGCCCCAGAGCUGGUGGUGACUCUCAUGACGUCGAAGACAAUGCCUGCAUCAUCAGGAUUGGCGGAGAGGAUGGCCAGCUGUCUGAUCCAGAAGCCGACGGCACUGGCGACUGCCAGACGGAAACACCUCCAGAGAAUAAAACCGAAGGCCAGAAGGGCCAGACACCCAACCAUACGGCCAAGGAAGGGGACGCCGGGAGCUUAGACAGCUACACAGCUUCUAGAGAGUCCCUGGUGAAGGUCCGAAUUGGGGAGAGCACCACGGACCAAAGCUCUGUUAACAACAAGUUGCUCCACAAGACUUCCAUGCUCAAGAAGACCUCUCUGCGAAAAAAGAAGCAUACGGACGAGAUCUUUGACCACGAGAUCUCUGCCUUCUUCCCUGCCAACUUGGACUUCCUGUGCUUGCAGGAAGUGUUUGACAAAAGAGCAGCAGGGAAAUUGAAAGACCAGCUCCACCAAUAUUUUGAAUACGUUCUGUACGAUGUCGGGAUCUACGGCUGCUGCUGCCCCUGCAAGAUCCUGAACAGCUGCUGCCCCUGUGAGAUCCUGAGCAGCUCCUGUCCCUGCAAGAUCCUCAACAGUGGCCUCCUUUUUGCCAGCCGCUACCCGGUUAUGGAUGCUGCCUAUCACUGUUACCCCAAUGGAGGAGGGACCGAUGCCUUUUCUUCAAAGGGAGCCUUGUUUGUUAAGGUACAAGUGGGAAGUACACCUCAGGACCAAAGAAUCGUGGGAUAUAUUUCCUGCACCCACUUGCAAGCUGAAGGAGAAGACAGCACCAUUCGAUGUGAACAACUGAAUCAGCUUCAGGAUUGGCUGGCUGAUUUCCGAAAAUCUACCUCCUCCUCCAGCACAGCCAAUCCCGAGGAACUAGUGGCAUUCGACGUGCUUUGCGGAGACUUCAACUUUGACAACUGCUCUUCUGAUGACAAGCUGGUACAACAGCACUCCCUGUUUACACACUACAAGGACCCCUGCCGCGUUGGACCAGGGGAGGAUAAGCCGUGGGCAAUCGGUACUUUUUUAAAACAAGAUCACCUCCAUGAUGAAGAGGUGUGCACCCCAGACAAUCUGCAAAAGGCUCUGGAAAGCGAAGAAGGGAGGAAAGAAUAUAUUGACUAUCCCACCAGCAAGAGCCAUCCUUCCAACCAGAAGGUCUUGGUGAAGGGUAAUGGCAGGAGAAUUGACUACAUGCUCUACUCUGAGGAGGGCCUCUACCUGGAGUGGAAAGUGGAAGUGGAGGAAUUCAGUUUUAUUACCCAGUUAGCAGGUCUGACUGACCACCUACCUGUGGCCAUGCGCCUGAUGGUCAACACUGGCGAGGAAGAGGUGUAGAUGCACCAGCCCCGCGGUCAGUCAGGACCCAGGCCAGCCUAAGAAGACCUGGCCUAUGUUCUUGGGAUACAAAGGACUUUUUUCCAGUGCCACGUGAGCCAGAUGAAAACACCUGGCCUCCAGUCACCUCUCCCAACACCUCCAAAGAUGGACCAGGUCCCUUCUCCAUUGCUCUCUGGAGCCAAGAAGAGGGGACAAGGAUGGCAGGAGGUGAGAGACCAAAAGGGAUCCACGAGGGCUAAGGCCACUGUCCGGAGCUACCCGGGCAGCAGGGUCGGCCUGAAUUUCUACACGUUCACUGUGGACCAAGGAAUGCAGUGGCCAGGCGGCUGGGAGGGGAGGGGAACGCCGAGCCCUAACUCCUUUUAACCAGUGCCAUUCUUACAAAACACGGUUUUAUAUGAAUUCUACAGCACAACUUAGUUUGCAAUCUGUGGGGUAGUGCUCUUAAUGGGUUUUGCAUCAUUUCUUUGUAUAGCUCUUAUAAAGCUGAAGGCUUGGUUUUGGAUUUUUUUUUUAGCCUGCCAAUGUCGUCAUAGCAUGCCUGUGCCCUAGCAUGCGCUCUAACUGCAUGCUACACACUCGAGAUGAAACAGCCAUUAUGAUAGCCAUAGGGCAAAAAUAGGGAAAAAAAAAAAAGAAUUCGAAACGCAAUCAGGAAAUAGUCCAGGAGGCCCAUUACGGACUGCUGGGCAGCCAAUAGGUUUUUUUUUUUUAACCAGCACAGUGGGGCUUUUCCAAACCAACAAUAAUGCUCUGUCUCCAGUGACAGGGAAAAUGCUGUGUUCCUUUCCAAAGGCCUACAUUUGAGGGGAAUUAUGCUCUAGGAAGAAAAAAAAAUCACUUUGAGGUACCCAGGAAGGGAAGGCCAAUGGAAAGCAGGUCAGUGUCAGUCCCCACCUGACUUUAAAGACAUCCAAUGCUCCUAAGAGAGAGGCUUGUCAGGGCUGAAAAUUAGAAAAGAGGUGUUUCUGGGAAAGGGACAUAAUGAAAAGGGAAAACUCGAUGGAACCUGUGGUUUUAUUGGAGAGUGGGGAAAUCUCACCAUACAAGUGGGAAGGAGCCAUCUACCUUUUAUAAUACUGAUUUGUAGUGUUCUUUCCUGUCUCUCAACCCACAGUUCCAUUUCUAUUGCAUGAUCUUUCUUAGCUUCAAACCUGAGUGACUUUGACCAGAUGACAAAGUUAGGACUUCAGGGUUCUUCUCCAUCAUGUGGCAUCAUUUUGUGAUUUGGGGAAGGAAAAUUUAAAAAAAAAAAAAUCCCUUUGUGCCUCAGUUUACCCACUGGUCCAGUGGACUGCUGGUCCCUACCUCACUGGCCCAGCUGAGUCCCAAGGGAGUUGACUAUACUGUUGCUGACAGAUGAGCGGCUGCCCACGGUCAGCUUCUGAGUGAUGCGUAUCUCCAGGAUGAAGUCCGACUUGGCCUGUUUCUAGCUCUUCGUCCAGUAGCCACCCCAGAUCUCCUGGGAUCUCAUCCCUAGUUGCUCGGCCAAUCUACCUUUUAUUUUUUUGGCCCAUGGCUGAGGGCCCCUGGACACCAACCAAGCCAUAGCUGGGGGGGGGGAGAUUUACAACUAAGGAUCCUUUCAGGGCUAGGCCUUCACAUUUCCACUGGGCUCUCCCAAGGAAGGAUUCCUAGUCAACCAAACAUGAAAACUGAGGAGGGGGAUGUCAAGAAAGAAAAGAAAAUGACCACAUCAACCUCCUCCAUUUGGUAAGAUUGAUCAUUAACACCUCCUGCCACAAGAUCUCUGCACAAUCUGCACGAAUGGAGAGACACGUCAUCUUGUGCUCCCAGACAAACAGCCCCUGUGGCACCGUCCUAUACCACUUGCUUUUCCUCAAUUGUGCUUUCUUUGGGUCCUCCCUUUGGCUGGUCCUGGGCAGUUCUGGUCCCAGGUAUCACUGUUGCAGGGGAAAAGUUAAACUCACUCCACUCUCACCAACAAGGGAUCUAGUUUGACCCCGGAUUUGAAAAUCACCUGUCUGGGAGCCUGAUGCCAGCCAGACCUCCUCCAACACAUUCUGCCGAUUCCCUGUAAGAACAUCCUGUCUUAAGCACCUUCAGCUUUAAUUCUCUGCGUAGCCUCUUUAAAUAGAAGCAAUCAGGCAUUUUCCUCUCCCUCUAACCCAUGGAAUUUUUUUAACUUUAUGCCAAACUACUACUUAGAUUUUGACCUUGGUUUUUUGGCGAUCUCUGGUUUUAAACAGAAUGUUGUUACUUAUUGUUCACACAACCAUACAACACCCUGAGCUCUUAUUCACACCGGUCUCAUACCCCAGCAUAGCCCACAGUAAGAACAGGGUGAUGACAGCACCAGAACCCCACGGUACAAAUUCUCCUCGUCUUAGUACAUUGACCCUGUGCCUUCUGAUGCCUUCAUCUGCAUGAGAGGUUGAGUGAAGUUGAUGGGCAGGAGCAAGGGUGGGGAGAAAUGACUCCUUCAUCCCAAUCCAGCCAACUAUCCGUCCUCAGCCAAAUGCAGCCAGGAGGUAAGACUGGCUAUGGACAGGUGACCCGUGUGUGACCCAUCCAAAGGCCUUAGCCCUUCACAGCCAUGAGACACUGCUACUGUUUGGGGGAACAAACACCCCUCCCAAGUCAGGUAAGCCCAGGGCAGCUCUAGGUAUGAUUCUGCUAUAGGACUAGGCCCAAGGUUGGGCUCAAAUUCAUGGAAACCAAGGCUGACGUCUAACCGUCCCCAGGCAGUUUGACAGCAGGUGUAAGGAACAGAAGAUCAAGGGCAAAGAACAGGACCCAGGGCAGCCAAGCCACUGCAAGUCUGAGGGGGAACAGUGCUGCCUGAGGCCACUCCAUCAAGAAAUGCUAUUUUUCUGAAAGGAGCAAGAUUUAAGCUUGAAACAAAGGAUGAGAGGGUGCAGGCUACAGCUGACGGUGUCUGAUCAAAUCAUUCCUCCUGCUUAGUGAAUCCUCCCUAUUCCUGAUCUCACCUCCAAGGGUCACCAUGGGAGUGAUCACAACCACAGAAAGCAAGGGCUCCUAGCUAUGCUAGGAAGAGAGCUGGACCUACCCCAAGGGAGCACUGCCAGUGUCCCACCCUCUUUACCAGAGUGUUUCAUCCAGAAAUCGUGGUUGCAGCAUCUCUACAUUCCUAAGGCUAGUGUGCUUUGAGGAAUGCUAAACUCCAGGCCCUCCCUACCUGUCCAUUCAUUCAUUGAUUCUCCAAACAAGACUCUGACAUCUUUUUGGAAUCAUCCACACUUUAGAGUUUUCACUGAGCUAGAGAAUCCCAACCUCUUAUAAGAGAGAAGCCUUUAGACUCCGGGACUUUUUAACAUUCACUUAUUCUGGUUUGUCAGUGCGCAUGAAUCACGUGAUUGUUAUGAUCGAACACAUGCCACAGGACUCAUCAGGUUACAAUUGUUCCAGCUGUGAAGCCACAUACCCCUACCCACAAACACAACCACCAUCCGCAGCUGUGUAUGUACGGACAUCCUCACACAUACAGAGCCUUGCAGAGCGCCCUGAGUCCAGGGCCAGUGAUACAGAAUGUCAGCUUUCCCUGGCUGGAUCCAGCAGGGGGGCCAGGGAAUACUGAGGGCCAGUCCUCGUAAGCCAGGCAGGGACUGGUGCCUCUCUCAAAGGCUGGAGACAGAACAUGUGAUGGUUAGCGUUGUUCUGCCAAGUGGACCAUCUGCUGGGAACUGUAUUCACUCACCGGGAAGCAACUGUCCCAUCUGGAACAUGAUGGCUGGGUCACACACUCCCCUCUUUGCUGACUACACGGCCUUAGGCAAUCUCCCUGUGCCUCCAUCCUGUCCUCUGUAAAACAGGGACAAAGUCUGGCCAGCCUUUGGCAGCUCAAACACCUAGCCCUGCUUUUAUCCUUUUUGACAGAGAUGUAAACUAGUGCUCAGAGACCACAACUUCCCCUCCCUCAAUCCUUGGCAACCAGCCCAGAGCAUUUGCUUGUCAUGAUGGUUUUAGGAAGCCCACAGAUUAUUCUAAGGGGGCUUGUCCAUAAACUAAAAUUUUUACAGUCUUGAUUUUUUAAAAAAUUUCCCUGUGACUCAGAUUCAAUGAAAUCAAGUAAUGUCCAAGCUAGGAGUAGCUCAUGGUCUCGCUCCUGGCUUAGAAACAAUAAUCUGCUUCUGCUUCUGCUCCUGCUCCUGCUCCUGCUCCAGGGCUGGGGAAAGGGAAGAUGCCUCUGACCAGCUCCAAGAUAAGCCAUGCAUUGGGACCCAGUUCAGUCGGACGGCUUAUGAAGGAAGCGUUUUCAUGUGUCCAAAACCAUCUUGAGUUUUAAGUAUGAAUAUUAAUCUUGAUGCUUUUUAAAUAUUGUAUUACUGCUAAGGUUAGAAAAUACCGUUUUAAAAAAACUUUUUUAAUUUCAAUAAUUUUUCUGUAUUGUAUCCUUCUGGGACCUGAAGGGGUUUUAUACGGUAAGCACACCUAACGUUUUGGUAAAACUGUAUCUGAUAUAUAUCCAUCUGUUUCUUCCCUGUAAGAAAACAAAUCUUACAUCUAAUAAAAUAUUUUGAAGGGUUUUUUCUUUCAUUUAUUGGUGCUGAAAGGAAUGAAUAGUUGAUGUGAAGGAGAAAAUAAAACAUUAAAACUCAAA